Molecule: messenger RNA, 1608 nt
Organism: Harpegnathos saltator (Jerdon's jumping ant)
Lineage: Eukaryota; Metazoa; Arthropoda; Insecta; Hymenoptera; Formicidae
Gene: sqd
Product: RNA-binding protein squid
Exons: 10
Coding region: 165-1238 (357 amino acids)
Biological process (GO): regulation of translation
Cellular component (GO): chromatin; nucleoplasm
Molecular function (GO): mRNA binding
Source: RefSeq, a predicted model, not a curated record
CGAGCCCGUUCUUUGUGCGCCGCUCUCUUCUCUGUUCGGCAGCCGAAAGACACGUACGCUCCGAGUGUUGCUGGAGCGAACUCCGCACCACAGUGUGUUCGAGCUAGUAACGUUUGUCGCAACGCCGUGCUUCAACAUCGUGUACUAAAUCGAUAAAUAGCACAAUGGCUGAUCAAGAGAAUAAGGACUUCAGCGAAGAUAUCGCCGAUCAAAGUUUCGAGCAGAAUGGUGAGGCGGAAAACUGCAGCGGCAACGACAAUGGCAACGGCGGCAAUGGUAACGGCAGCAUCGGUGCCGGCAUGGGCGACGGCGAUGCAGCGGACAAUGGUCAGGAGUCGCAGGAGGACAGGUCGGCGAGCGGUAACCAGGACUCUCUGAACGAUAGGAAGUUAUUUGUCGGUGGUCUAAGCUGGGAAACAACUGAUAAGGAAUUGAGGGAACAUUUUAGCUCGUACGGCGAUAUCGAGAGUAUUAAUGUCAAGACAGACCCCAACACAGGACGAUCGAGAGGAUUCGCAUUUAUCGUCUUUGCUAAGGCUGAAUCUCUCGACAAGAUUAUGGCAGCCGGUGACCACGUGAUUAAUAAUAAGAAAGUUGAUCCUAAAAAGGCGAAAGCCCGACACGGUAAAAUAUUUGUCGGCGGUCUUUCGACAGAACUUUCCGACGAUGACAUCAAGAACUUCUUUUCACAGUUUGGAACCAUCGUUGAAGUGGAAAUGCCUUUCGACAAAACUAAGAAUCAGAGGAAAGGAUUCUGCUUCAUCACCUUCGAAUCUGAACAAGUUGUCAAUGAACUGCUCAAAACCUCGAAACAGACGAUAAACGGUAAAGAGGUUGAUGUGAAGAAGGCAACACCCAAACCCGACGGUAUGGGUGGUAUGCGUGGCGGGCCGGGCGGUCGCGGCGGUCGCGGCGGCAGAGGUGGCCGAGGUCGCGGAUUCGGCGGUCAAGGCGGCUGGGGCCAGGGAGGCUACGGCGGUGGAUACGGAGGUGGAUACGGCCAAGGUGGAUACGGCGGUGGUUACGAUGGAUAUGGUGGAUACGAUUAUUAUGGUGGUGGUGGGUACGGAGGCUACGGCGGCUACGACUAUAGUGGAUAUGAUGGAUAUGGCUAUGGCGGUAGUUACGACAGUGGCUACAGUGGUGGGCGCGGCGGCACACGUGGUAAAGGAGGUUCGGGUUACGGUGGCAAGCAGAGGGGAAGUGGUCGUCAGAACCAGAGGCAUCAACCCUAUUAAUAGAGAUUAUUCUCACUUGCGCGAUUGUAACGCGCAAUUCGCGUUGUAACCACUGCUCUUCUGCGGAUCAUCUUGAUUCAUAUGCAGGCCCGUAUCGUGUAUCUCUCAUGAAUAUAUAUAUUAAUAGAUUAUUUUAAUUCCGUCUAUAUAAAAUUACAUGUAACGACAAAAAUGUCCACGCUGGAAGGAUCAGCAGUCGGUGUACUUUUCAUAUGUCAUGCAAAACUCGUCUCUUCUCAAUAUUUUCGCACGACAUGUGUGAAAGGUAUCUCAUCUGUUGAUUCAUCCAAGGUAGUUUCCUUAUCGCGCGUGUGUGUGCGUAUGUAUGAUGUAUGUAUGUGCGUGCGUGCGUGCGCGCGCGCGCGCGCGC